Molecule: messenger RNA, 1266 nt
Organism: Camellia sinensis
Lineage: Eukaryota; Viridiplantae; Streptophyta; Magnoliopsida; Ericales; Theaceae
Source: RefSeq, a predicted model, not a curated record
CUACUGUUCCAUAAUUCUCCUUACCAGAAGGGUCCCAGAGAGUCACCAAUUCCUACUUGGCUUUGCUUUGUGAGAGAGAGAGAGAGAGAGAGAAGAGAGGUGAAAAAUGGGGAAGAGUGAGACUGUGAAGAAGGCAGAGAAGCUUAUGGUAUCGGCUAUGAAAGCAAACGAUGCAUCUCACGAUGCUUCUCAUGUCUUCAGAGUUCGAGACCUCGCUCUCUCUCUUGCCCUUGAGGAAGGCCUCUCUUCUUCUCCUGAUUCCAUGGAAAUUGUGGAGCUGGCUGCGCUUCUCCAUGAUAUAGUCUCCCUGUCUCACUGUCCUACUACUAUGGCAUAUAGAGAUCCAUCAGAGGAGAAAAUUGUUGAGGAAUUUCUGGAGGCUGAGAACGUAGAGGGGAGCAAAAAGAUAAAGAUUCUAAGCAUUAUAAAGGGAAUGGGUUUCAAAGAUGAAAUUGGAGGACAGGUAGAUAGUAAACAUUCCAUAGAAUUUGGGGUUGUGCAAGAUGCUGAUCGUCUUGACGCAAUUGGUGCAAUUGGAAUUGCUCGUUGUUUUACUUUUGGCGGAAGUAGGAGCAGUGUGCUCCAUGACCCGAGCAUUCAGCCACGAUCAGAUUUGUCCAAGGAACAAUACAUUAAGAAAGAUAAGCAAACUACCGUGAAUCAUUUUCACGAGAAGCUUCUGAAGCUGAAGGAUUUAAUGAAGACAAAGGCUGGGCAGAGGAGGGCUGAGAAAAGGCACAAGUUCAUGGAGGACUUCCUGAAAGAGUUCUAUGACGAAUGGGAUGGGAGGGCUUGAAUGAAUAAGAUCCAGCGACGUGACUUCAUCGUCAUCGACUUUCGCACCUUAUUUGCAUCACUGCCAUCGUCGCCAGCUUCAUCGCCUCCUCAACUCCACUUUCGCCCUUGUUAGCUCCCAUUUCUUUAUCUUUGCUGCCGAUCUGAGUCUUCUAUAUCCAGGCCUUCACAAACCUCCAGAUCAGCUCAAGCCCAAUUGACCACUGCCGAUACGUCUCCUGAAUCGAACCCUAGUUGGUGCUGAUAAAUGACAAACAAAUUAGACACCAAAACCCCUAACUCAAACAGAUUAGACCUUGCAACUUACCAAUCCCAACUUUUCAGUAAGUUCCGGUUGGCGAUCAUGAUCUCACUGAUCUUCGCCGCACUCAACGUCACUCUGCCCUGAAACACCUCUCCAACAAUACAUAUAUUUAUAUUCAUACAUAUUUGUUGUAUACAUCUUUGCUCAUCGUGCCAAGGAAUCUUUGC